Drosophila kikkawai is the source of this 1813-nucleotide messenger RNA. It is a transcript of the gene Nmda1, whose product is annotated as N-methyl-D-aspartate receptor-associated protein. NCBI's taxonomy places the organism in Eukaryota, Metazoa, Arthropoda, Insecta, Diptera, Drosophilidae. The record is from RefSeq and is a predicted model, not a curated record.
CAAUUUAAUAGUUGCGACUAGAUUAAAGCGUACAAGUUUGCGGGGUCGCCGUUGGCUGUGUUUGUAUUAAACGUUGCCGGCCAUUUAAAGAGCACUUCCACACCCACGGACAAAAGCUUCAAAGGCACACGUCAUAUUUGCCACAACAAACAAAAGUUUUUCCACCAUAAAGGAAGCAAACUUUUUGGCAAACGGAAGAGUAAAAAUAUACAUUAAACUCGGUGCAACACAGACACAACCAAUACCAAAGCGAGGGCAAAAUGCAAGAUCCAAACCAGCAGUACAAUUACGGCGGUGGCUAUCCACCUCAAGGUGGCUAUGGCGGCGGAGGCUAUCCGCCGCAGGGACCACCACAGGGCUAUCCACCGUACGCCCAAGGAGGCGCCCAGCCCUAUCCACAGGGGCCGUAUGGUCAGCCCUACGGACAGGGACCACCGCCAGGCGGCUAUGCUCCCCAGCCGGGUUUCAUUCAGCCACCACCGUCGGCUGGUGGAUACGGGGCCUACGACGAUCCGGAGAGCCAGCCCAAGAACUUCUCCUUUGACGACCAGAGCAUCCGUCGUGGAUUCAUUCGCAAGGUGUACCUGAUUCUGAUGGGACAACUCCUGGUCACCUUUGGAGCCGUUGCCCUGUUCGUGUUCCACCAGGGCACACAGAACUUUGCCAAGCGCAACUUAUGGCUCUUUUGGGUGGCCCUGGGCGUGAUGCUUGUGACCAUGCUCUGCAUGGCCUGCUGCGAGAGUGUGCGCCGCCAGACGCCGACCAACUUUAUAUUCCUGGGCUUAUUCACGGCAGCUCAGUCAUUCCUAAUGGGAGUCUCGGCCACUAGAUAUGCACCGAGCGAGGUCCUCUUGGCGGUUGGCAUUACGGCAGCGGUUUGCCUGGCCUUGACACUGUUUGCCUGGCAGACCAAGUACGAUUUCACCAUGAUGGGCGGCGUCCUGAUCGCCUGCAUGGUGGUGUUCCUGAUCUUCGGCAUCGUGGCCAUGUUCAUGAAGGGCAAGAUCAUAACGCUUGUGUACGCCUCCAUCGGGGCGCUGCUCUUCUCCGUUUACCUGAUCUACGACACCCAGCUGAUGAUGGGCGGCGAGCACAAGUACUCGAUCAGCCCCGAGGAGUACAUCUUUGCGGCGCUGAACCUCUACCUGGACAUCAUCAACAUCUUCAUGUACAUUCUUACUAUAAUCGGAGCCUCGCGCGACUAAGGCUCGCACGAUUUCCGUUAUGUUGUUUACCAGUUUAGGCCGGGUCAAGCUUUAGCCGGAAUAUGAAUAUUGUUGUCGCGCGUAAUCUCAUCGGUAUUUACACCUUUUGCCCCCCGAAGUGAAGGCAAUCUCUUCAAACUAACGAAUUACUCAAAUUACUUACGAUCUAUAUCUCUAUUUCGCGUUGUGUUUUUGUCUGAUUCCGGUGUUUCCUUCUAGUUCUAAAUGUCAGUUAAGGUGAGGCGAACUUACUUGCUUUUCGUUAUGUAUUUUGUAUUACUGCUUAAGUUGAGGGCACUGUGUUAACUGGAUGAUGUUCUUCAAAAUUCCCCAAAAAACAAAAAACAAAAUUAUAAUAAUAUAUAUAUAUGUAUACCAAAUGAUAUGCCAUUCAGAUACACAAAACCACAACCAACAAUAAAUAGUCACGUAUAAACAUAUAUAUUUAUGUGGGAUAUAUUAAAGCAACCCGGCUUGCCGUUGUUAUGUAAAAACGAAUUAAAACUGUCUGUAAUCCGCGCGGAAUCCCGAAUCAAGGACCGAACAUUGUAAACUAAGCAGCGACACUGAGUUUAAAGUCACACAAUAAAGCGCAUCUAUUUAUUAAA